UGCCAUAAACAUAGCUGGUUGUUGCUAGUGGCAGAGCGUGGUUGUAGCGAGAUAAAUGUGUAAGAACUGUGCGUGAAUUUAUUCUGUUUUGACACUUUAUUCAUAUAUUUUAGUUUUUCCGUGGUAUAGCAGAUGAAUUGAAGGAAACGGUGUGGUUGGAGCUAGCGGUAUUCGGCUAGCUGAGGAACUUAGCAAUGUGAGCUAACGGUCAGGGCAGUGUUCCUUUAGCCUUGUGCAUCAUAACAUGGACAUGGAAUAUAUUGUAAUAUAUUUUCAGUAUAUUCUAGAAUAUAAGAAGGACAUACUUAGUAUAUUACUAUUUUUGUAUGGCGAAAAGAAGAGCACUGUUUUUUAUACAUGAAAGGCUUUGCCAGCGUCUCCAUGGCCCAAUGAUGCGCCGUCACUGGCUGCUGGUCGGCGCGUGCGGAUGGAUGCUGCUUAUCCUCAUGUUCAUCAGCAAAUUCAUUAACUUCAGCUUCAGAAUGCCGGACGACUAUGGGGGAAGGCCUGUGCUGUUAAACUGGACCUCUCCAUCCAUAAAGACUGUCAAAAAUCUAAAUCCGCUUUCACAGAACGCAGCCUCACAGCCGUCUGCAGUGUCUUUAGGUGGCCCAACUCAGGUGGAGCUCUCAGACUGGGAGUCUGUGACGGCGCAACGCUUGCAACUUUUGUCCAGCGUUUGCAGGAACUCGUCUCUCUGGAACCUCACACACACUCCUCUGCGCAAGUUCGUCCUCGAUCGCAUCUUUGUGUGCGACAAACAUAGGAUUCUUUUCUGCCAGACGCCCAAAGUGGGCAACACGCAGUGGAAGAAGGUCCUUAUUGUCCUUAACGGAAAGUUCUCCAAGGUUGAAGACAUACCCGAGAAUAUGGUCCAUGACCACGAGAGAAACGGUUUACCUCGUCUGUCCUCUAUGAGUGACGCAGCGAUCACAGAAAGAUUAAAUACAUACUUUAAGUUCUUCAUUGUCCGAGACCCAUUCGAACGCCUCAUAUCGGCCUUCAAGGACAAGUUUGUAGAGAACCCACGCUUUGAGCCAUGGUACAAGCACAGCAUUGCCCCCGCCAUCAUCCGCAAGUACCGCAAAAGUCACCGCGACGCCUCCGGAAGCGCCGGUCUGCACUUCGAGGACUUUGUGCGCUACUUGGGCGACGAGCCGGGCCGAAAACAUCUCGACCGCCAAUUCGGAGAGCACGUCAUCCACUGGUUAACGUACACUGAACUCUGCGCUCCAUGUGACGUUUCCUAUGAUGUAAUCGGCCAUCACGAGACUCUUGAGCAAGAUGCGCCGUAUAUCCUCAAAGCUGCUGGAAUUGAGGACUUGGUAUCGUAUCCCAGCAUCCCUAAAGGCAUAACGCGCUACAACCGGACCAAGGUUGAGCGCUACUUCUCUGGGAUAAGCAAGAGGGACAUACGGCGCCUUUACGCUUGCUAUCAGGGGGAUUUUAGCCUUUUUGGGUACCACAGACCUGACUUUCUGCUCGACUGAUAUUUCAGAUUUAUAAGGGGUGUUUGUGUGUGUGUUUUUUUUUUUUUUUUUUUUUUAAAUCCAAGGAAGUGGUUCUGAUGUCACUCUGGUCUUCCUGUAACUUCCAGUCAAACUGAAAUGAGGCAAGUUGAACGCCUACGAUUAUUCACGUUGCUUAAAGAACUCAACACCAAAUCUGAGAGGUUGUGUGGG
Messenger RNA from Neoarius graeffei (lesser salmon catfish), 1682 nucleotides. RefSeq names its product carbohydrate sulfotransferase 10 (gene chst10). Gene Ontology annotation, biological process: carbohydrate biosynthetic process; proteoglycan biosynthetic process. Gene Ontology annotation, molecular function: sulfotransferase activity. Bases 327 to 1490 code for a protein of 387 amino acids. The transcript has 6 exons. Gene Ontology annotation, cellular component: membrane. The record is from RefSeq and is a predicted model, not a curated record. NCBI's taxonomy places the organism in Eukaryota, Metazoa, Chordata, Actinopteri, Siluriformes, Ariidae.